Molecule: messenger RNA, 507 nt
Organism: Neurospora tetraspora
Lineage: Eukaryota; Fungi; Ascomycota; Sordariomycetes; Sordariales; Sordariaceae
Exons: 2
Coding region: 1-507 (168 amino acids)
Source: RefSeq, a predicted model, not a curated record
AUGGCCGCCCACAAAGACUACAAAGAGGCCUUGGAGCACAUCCGCCUUGCCUUGUGGAAGGAAGAGGCCGACAUGGCCAAAGACUUCGCCAACGCUGCCGACCAGGAAGCCUGGCUGAAGCAUUUCCAGGACUGCCUCAUCAAGCAGGGCCCGCCUCCCAAGGCUCAAGACGCUGGCAAGGUGCCUUGCCUCACUCCCGCGGAUCGCAAAAGCUGCGGUGUCGAAGUUAACGACACUGGUUCUCGAGUCGUUAGGAUCUGUGAAUACGAGAAAGUGAUUGAGACGGACAAGGAAGUGGACGUGGAGUUCUGGACAACACGUCCUACUGCCCUUCUGGUCGAAAUCCCGGGUACCGAGUUGUCUCGGGUUCACAUUGGGAUCAAAGGUCCCGGCAAAGUUCAUGCCGAGAAAGCCCUCGGGGUUGUGGAGACCACAACUACGACUACACAUUCAGGCAAGAGACUUUCUCUUGUCGAGAACCUCUCCAAGGUUGCGAUGAAUAACUGA